This is a messenger RNA of Eublepharis macularius, 2122 nucleotides long. RefSeq names its product cytochrome P450 2J2-like. Gene Ontology annotation, biological process: xenobiotic metabolic process. NCBI's taxonomy places the organism in Eukaryota, Metazoa, Chordata, Lepidosauria, Squamata, Eublepharidae. Gene Ontology annotation, cellular component: intracellular membrane-bounded organelle; cytoplasm. Gene Ontology annotation, molecular function: oxidoreductase activity, acting on paired donors, with incorporation or reduction of molecular oxygen, reduced flavin or flavoprotein as one donor, and incorporation of one atom of oxygen; heme binding; iron ion binding. The record is from RefSeq and is a predicted model, not a curated record. The transcript is spliced from 10 exons. Bases 43 to 1512 code for a protein of 489 amino acids.
CUCUGUGCAUUUGUUGAUGUUGUCUGCUUUCUCGCUUUCACCAUGGAAGUUUUCAGCUUGCUUCUGCUCAUUUCUUUCAUAUUAUACCUUUUCUGGAGGACCGGUCGUCGUUCCAAACAAUUCCCCCCAGGACCAAGGCCUCUGCCGUUGAUUGGAAACUUGUUGCAGUUUGACAUGCGUAAUCCCUUGAAGGACUUUGAUAAGUUAGCACAAAAAUAUGGCCCCAUCUUCAGUUUGCACAUGGGAGGAACUCUCUUCGUGUUUGUUCAUGGGUUCCCACUGGUGAAAGAGGUCCUUGUGACGAGAGGAACGGAAUUCGCUGGAAGGCCACAAAACCCUGUUAUUGAGGUCAUCACUAAGAGAAAAGGCAUCAUUUCUGUGCCCUAUGGGCAGGUGUGGAAGGAGCAACGAAGAUUUUCACUGAUGGUUCUAAGGAAUUUUGGACUGGGCAAGAGGUCGGUAGAGGAAAGGAUCCUGGAUGAGGCCACUGUCUUGAUGCAAAGCUUUGAGGAAAACAUGAGGGAACCUUUUGAUCCCUUUUGUUUCAUCGACAAUGCAGUGACCAACAUCAUUUCUAACUUUCUUUUUGGGAAGCGUUUUGGAUACGAUGAUCACUCCCUAAGAAAUAUCUUGGACUUGGUGCAUCAGAAUAUGAAACUGGCGGCUGGACUUUGGGCACAGCUGUACAACGCGGUGCCGUUGGUGAGGGGCCUUCCUCUACCUCAUCAGACCAUACUCAACAAUGCGGUGAAGGUCAUGGCUUUCUUUUCAAAAGAGCUGGAAGAACACAAGGCAACUCUUGUUUCUGGAGAGCACCGCGACUACAUUGAUGCAUAUUUGGAAGAAAUGCAGAAGCCAGAGAAUAAAGGAUCAAGUUUUGAAGAGGAGGGCCUGUUUAUUAUACUGUCUGAUCUGUUCAUUGCCGGAUCGGAGACGACCUCAUCAACACUUUUGUGGGCUUUGCUCUACAUGAUGACUUUUCCAGAGGUCCAAGAGAAAUGUCAAGCGGAACUCGAUGCUGUUCUCGGAAACAAUUCAGACAUCAAGUAUGAAGAUCGGGACAAGCUGCCUUACACAAAUGCUGUCAUUCAUGAAAUCCAGCGCUUUGCAAAUGUGGUGCCUCUAGGAGUCGCACAUGCCCCUAUCAAAGACAUGCAGCUUUGGGGUUAUACAAUCCCCAAGGAAGCCUCAGUUAUAACCAAUCUCAUUUCUGUCCAUCGUGAUCAGUCUCAAUGGAAGUAUCCAUAUGAAUUCAACCCCUCCAACUUCCUGAAUGAGAAGGGAGAGUUUGUGAAAUCCGAAGCCUUUCUAGCAUUCUCGGCAGGUCCAAGGGGUUGCUUAGGGGUGAGCCUGGCCCGUAUGGAACUAUUCCUCUUCUUCACCAGUAUUCUGAGAAAAUUCAAGCUGGUGUGGCCAGAUGGAUCAAAGGUGCCAGACCUGACAGCCUCCUAUGGAAUCACACUCUCCCCUCCGGCAUUUAAAAUGGCAAUAAAAUGUCGCAGGCAAACAUGAACACUGCUAAGUGGGAUUUGGCUCGUUUAGGGCCUCUGUAGUGACUUGAAGCUGUGUGUGUGUUGAAGGAUCCAUUACAGCACCAUUAAUUAAUGUUAAGAAAGCAGGUGGUUACAUACGCAGAAUUCUAAUAUCUUGUAUACGUUGGGUUAACAUUUUAAUGAUACCUGCAAUACUGGUUUAAUAUUGAAAUCAGGACUUCAUAUAAAUUCUCCAGAGUUUGUUGAUUUCUUCUCUGUCUGUACUACUCUGAGCAAUGUUUAAUGUUUCUAUAGUUAAAUAUUCUGUAAGUCAUCAGGAAAGUGAAGCAUGUUCCGCUAUAGUUUUAUGUUCUUUGUAACCAGCAUGGUUUAGUGUUUAGAGUGUCCGACUGGGAUCUGGGAGGCCCUGCUUUGAAUCUCACUUUCUCACUGCUGUGAAUGACAUUGGCAACACAAUAUUAACACAGGAUUUUUCUGCACGUUUUCUAUGUAUUUACCUCCAGCCUUUCCCCUCCACCGGCCAGGUGAGUGGGGGGGGGGGGGGUGGAGGGUAGGAAUUUAAUGCAAGCUUGCUGAAAUUCUGUUUGUAUUAUGCAUUCAAUAAAGCUAUAGCUGCUUUCACGACAUAA